Molecule: messenger RNA, 8557 nt
Organism: Mya arenaria
Lineage: Eukaryota; Metazoa; Mollusca; Bivalvia; Myida; Myidae
Product: deleted in malignant brain tumors 1 protein-like
Exons: 48
Coding region: 269-8041 (2590 amino acids)
Cellular component (GO): membrane
Source: RefSeq, a predicted model, not a curated record
GAACACGGACAUUCCGUUAUUUUGUAACGUUUAACUACAUGGUUUACAUAAACAAUUAGUAUUGCACAACAGUCAUAUUAAAACAAAACAAACGUAAGAAAGCGGUUAUAGUGGAGUUGGGGCUGUGUUUCUAUUUUAUUUUUGUAAAUAUAUAGUGUAAAACAGUCAGAGAAAAGGCGGAAACAUUUUCUGGUGGAUGGUCAUCUUUAGCGUGGAAGAGAUCUGAAUCAAAGACAUUGGUCAUUGAAAGACCACCAUCUCGAUAACUAUGGUGACUUUGACAGUUUUUCAGAGAGGUUUUUUCUCGCAAGGACUUGUGCUAUGUUGUUUCAUAUCUGUUUUAAUAUCAACUGUGUCAACAGCUACUAUACGGUUGGUAAAUGGGUCACGGUCAAGUCAGGGUCGUGUAGAAGUUUUCCAUAACAACACGUGGGGCACUGUUUGUGAUGACAGUUUUGACAGUAAUGCCGCCUCGGUGGUAUGCAGAAUGCUGGGAUUUACUGGGAAUCUUUUUGUUGCCCGCGGCCAAGGCUUUUUUGGCCAGGGAACGGGGCAGAUCUGGCUCGAUGACGUCCAGUGUAAUGGGAACGAAACCAGCCUCUUCAGUUGUCGAGAAAACAAUUGGGGGGUGAAUAAUUGUGGUCACGAUGAAGAUGUUGGAGUGGACUGUAACCCAAAUCUUGACGCUAAUGUUACGUUGAGAUUAAACAACGGGACGUCGCAGUUUGAUGGACGAGUGGAGGUGUUACACAACGGUACCUGGGGAACAAUUUGCGACGAUGAAUGGAAUCAAAAGUCGGCUCAUGUUGUCUGUACAUGGUUUGGAAAACCAAACGCUGUAGCUGUCCCCCUUACCAACGCCUUCUAUGGACAAGGAAGUGGAACCAUCUGGUUAGACGAUGUCAUAUGUAGUGGACAGGAAAUAGGACUUGGGGCGUGUCAGCAUAAACCUUGGGGCCAGUCGAACUGCGACCAUUCGGAAGAUGCUGGUGUCAUGUGCUUACCUGCAAGUUAUCAAGCCAAUUUGACAGUUCAGCUGACAGGGGGUCUCAACGUAUACCAAGGUCGUGUAGAGGUCAACUUGUUUGGGAAAACUGGUACUAUAUGUGACGAUGGUUUUGACGAUCGCGAAGCGACGGUUGUAUGUAGAAUGCUGGGACAUACUAGAGGCGGACGCGUAAUUAAAGGCACAGGAUUCAGUAGAGGUUCUGGCCCGAUUUGGAUAGACGAUCUGAAUUGUAACGGUACAGAAACGUCCCUUACACAAUGUGUUCACAAGCCUUGGGGCGUAAACAACUGCGGUCAUGAUGAAGACGUUGCUGUCCAGUGUCUCACAGACAAUAUGCCUACCGUUCAAGUCCGUCUGGCAGGAAGUAACCAGGCCAACCAAGGUCGCGUUGAAGUCCUGUAUAACGGUGUCUGGGGGACAGUCUGCGAUGAUCGAUGGUCGCAAUCUGAUGCUGCUGUAGUCUGCAGAAUGCUUCAACAGCCUUUCUCUGGAGCUGCACCUGUUAGUAUGGCUGCUUACGGUCGAGGCACAGGAAGGAUCUUAUUGGACGACGUGGAAUGUAUCGGAACAGAAACGUCCAUUGCACAGUGCCGGAACGGUGGCUGGGGUCAAAGUAAUUGUGACCAUUCAGAAGAUGCCGCCGUUAUAUGCCAGAACUCGACGGUGAAAACAGGCAUACGCUUGGCUGGUCGAGGAUCGACACCAAGUUCGGGACGUGUAGAACUCCAGUACAAUGGCUCGUGGGGAACGCUUUGUGACGACAGUUUUGACAGUAAAGAUGCCGGAGUGAUCUGUAGUAUGCUUGGAUUACCCUCAGUUGGAGCUGUGGCUCGAUCUGGCGGGGCCUUUGGACCAGGAACGGGGCGUAUUUGGUUGGACGACCUGAAUUGCCUUGGUAACGAGACUGAUAUUGCCCUGUGUGGUCAUCGUGGGUGGGGUAACACCAAUUGUGACCAUACAGAAGACGCUGGGGUCGUGUGCAAUGCGCCACUGUCAACAAAGACCUCUGUCCGACUAGUCGGAGGAGCGUCAUCAAACGAGGGUCGCGUCGAGGUUCUCCACAGUGGGGUCUGGGGCUCAGUCUGUGAUGAUUAUUUCGACACAAAGGCUGCGACUGUUGUCUGCAACAUGCUUAACUUGACAUCAAAUGGUGCACAACCCCGAGGAAAUGCUUACUACGGACAGGGAAACAGCACGAUUUGGCUCGAUAACGUGAAAUGCUCGGGUAACGAGACAAAUAUCGCCAACUGCCAGCAUAAUCAAUGGGGAACAAAUAAUUGUGACCAUUCAGAAGACGUUGGUGUCCUGUGCAUUCAGGCACCACGUGUUACCGCCAGACUGGUUAACGGUUCCUCCACAUCAAAUGGUCGCCUUGAGGUGUUUUACAAUGGUUCCUGGGGCACAGUCUGUGAUGAUGGAUUUAACAACCUUGAUGCGCAAGUUGUCUGCAGAAUGCUUGGAUUUCAGACAGCCAGUAGCGUCCCCAUUGCCGGUGCCCACUUUGGCAGUGGUGCAGGACCCAUACUUCUUGACGACCUCAGCUGUACCGGAUCGGAAAUCAACAUUCAACAAUGUAGCAAUAAGGGCUGGUACACAAACAACUGUCAACAUAACGAAGAUGUCGGGGUUAUGUGUAAUUCAGUAUCCAUACAAUAUAGACUGGUUAAUGGAACAGACACAAACAGUGGACGUGUUGAGGUGAAUUUAGCUGGGACUUGGGGCACAGUCUGUGAUGACAGUUUCAACGCCAAGGCUGCUAAGGUCGUCUGCAAGGCACUCAACAAACCAUACCAAGCAGCUUUAUCUGCUGGUGCAGGAGCGUUCGGACCUGGAUCUGGAAAAAUCUGGUUGGACAACGUCAAUUGCUUCGGAAAUGAGAGUUCGCUGUUAGGGUGUGACACGAAUGCCCUCGGUGACAAUGACUGUGAUCAUUCGGAAGAUGUUGGCGUUUAUUGUAGGGAUAGCGCACCUAGCACGAACCUUCAGUAUCGUCUACGAGGUGGCCCAGGAAAUAACGAAGGACGACUGGAAGUGUUUUAUAACAACGCCUGGGGUACGGUCUGUGACGACAGUUUCAGUAACAAGGCAGCUAAAAUUGUCUGUGAUCAGCUUGGAGUGACAUACGUAAAAGCUCUGCUAGGUCAACCAGGCAAAUACGGCCCAGGCACGGGCCCCAUUUGGCUCGAUGAUGUUAACUGUUUUGGAAAUGAGACAACACUUCCCCAAUGCCGACACAGCGAUUUUGGCGUCAACGACUGUGAUCAUACUGAAGAUGUCGGUGUUGUCUGUGCAUCAAGUGCCCAGUUGAACAUCGGGCUCCGUCUCAUGGGAGGGCCUACACCAAGAAAGGGGCGUUUAAUGGUUAGCAAAAAUGGCACGGCAGGACCCUGGGGUACGGUGUGUGAUGAUGGAUUUGGCGUACCAGAGGCUAAAGUCGCGUGCACACAGCUUGGAUAUGGAACUGCCAUUGCCGUGCCGAUACCAAAUGCGUACUACGGCAAAGGAAAUGGAUCCAUUCUUCUAGACGACCUAGAUUGUGUCGGAAACGAGACGAAUAUUGGACAGUGUGACAGGAAACCAUUUGGCGUGAAUGACUGUGAUCAUUCAGAGGACGCCUCACUCAUGUGUCUCCAGCACUCUGGUGCGGGCAUAUCAGUAAGACUCACUGGUGGACUGAGUCUCCGUUCGGGGCGCGUUGAAAUCCGGUAUGCCGGUGUGUGGGGUACCAUUUGUGAUGAUUCGUGGGAUGACAGGGACGCCCAUGUCGUUUGUAGACAGCUUGGAUACUCGGGUGGAACUGCUUUAACAGGUGUCGGAACUGGCCGAGGGCCGAUAUGGAUGGACGAUCUUGAAUGUCAGGGGUCCGAGGCCCUUGUCCAAAAUUGUUCUUUCAAGGGCUGGGGUGAACACAACUGUGGCCAUUCGGAAGAUGCUGGAGUAAGCUGUAAUGACAACACUGUACAAAACUACACUGUUCGUCUCGUGAACGGUCCAAGCCGGUUUGAAGGUCGUGUGGAGGUGCACACAGGAAACACCUGGGGAACGGUCUGCGAUGAUAACUGGAACAACGCUGAUGCGCAAGUUGUGUGCAGGAUGCUCGGAGCUUCUACGGAUGGGGCUGUGGCAUUUGGACGAGCCAAGUAUGGACAGGGUAACAACACUAUCCUACUCGAUCAAGUAAAUUGUACGGGAACGGAGACAAACCUCGGUCAAUGCUCCUCGAAUCCCCCUUUGUUACAUAAUUGCGAUCACUCUGAAGACGCUGGUGUUCGAUGCUCAGGCGGACAAAGCGGAGGCUUGGUAACACAACUGCACGUGAGGUUGGUAGGCGGAAGCACGACACAAGAGGGACGUGUGGAAAUUCUCUAUAAUGGCACGUGGGGCACGAUCUGUGACGAUAAUUGGAAUACCAACGCAGCUAAAGUCGUCUGUAGCAUGGCUGGCUUACCAACUCAGCAAGCUAGAGCACGAAGCAGCGCCUUCUUUGGUCAAGGAAAUGGAACCAUCUGGUUGGACGAUGUUAACUGUGCUGGGAACGAGACGUCGCUGGCUCUGUGCGGACAUCGUAGCUGGGGAACUAACAAUUGCGGUCACUCAGAAGAUGCUGGUGUAGUGUGUGGAGGGACAAUAAAUGCAAGUCCUAUUCGACUGAGCAAUGGCACAACACGAUCAGAGGGUCGCGUUGAAAUAUUUCACAAUGGAACGUGGGGUACGAUCUGUGACGAUCAGACAAAUAGAAACUUCGCUAUGGUCGUGUGUCGACAGCUGGGAUUUCCUACGGGCAAUGUGGCUGUACGUCAGAAGGCCUUUUUCGGUGCUGGUGUAGACCCGAUAUGGCUUGAUGAUGUGAAUUGUCAAGGUGAUGAAACGGCGAUCGACGCCUGCAUGUUCCGACGCUGGGGUCAGAACAACUGUGGCCAUAACGAGGAUGUAGGAGUCAUUUGUAGCGUCCCAACUGCUCAGAUCCGGCUUGUUAAUAGUGGAAGUCAGCCUAACCAGGGUCGGCUAGAGAUUUUCUACAACAAUACAUGGGGAACAGUUUGUGAUGAUGGUUUUGGAACAGCGGAGGCGGGUGUUGCUUGUAAUAUGCUGGGAUUCUCUAGGGCUAAUGCACGAGUGGCCAGCAGUUCUACCCAGUUUGGUCAGGGGUCUGGCCCGAUCCUCCUGGACGACUUGAACUGCCUCGGGACUGAGUCGAACCUCCUUCAAUGCGACAACAAAGGAUGGGGCAUUAACAACUGUCAACAUUCAGAAGACGUUGGUGUAAUCUGUUCUAAUGCACCUGCAGCUUCUAAUGUUAGACUGGUUGGAGGUACAAGCCAGUACCGUGGACGUGUCGAGAUCUUACACAACGGGACGUGGGGUACAGUCUGUGACGAUGGGUUCUCUGACAGAAAUGCUGUUGUUGUGUGCAGGAUGUUGAACUACCCUACAGCUGGUGCUCAUGCUAUUACACGUCUCACCGGCUACCCGACAGCGCCAACUCAGAUCUGGCUUGACGAUGUUGCGUGCACAGGAUCUGAGCAGAGCAUCGCUGAUUGUACUCAUCGCACACCAUGGGGCUCAAAUAACUGUGGCCAUAGCGAGGAUGUGGGUGUUGUCUGCUCCUCUACACCACAGGGCACCACCACAACCACCGCCAGGAUCCCCCUGUCCACCCCACCAACUGGAUCAACGUCUGCAAGACUGGUCGGUGGAAACAGUGCAUACGAGGGUAGGGUGGAGGUUUUUGCCUUCAAUGAAUGGGGAACAGUCUGUGACGAUAGUUGGAACUCCUCUGACGCCUCUGUUGUCUGCAGAAUGUUGGGAUACUCUGGAAUUGGUGCAGCAGCAAGGGUUUCAGGCUACUAUGGUCAAGGUACUGGCCGUAUCUGGCUGGACAAUGUCCACUGUAGAGGAACAGAGGCUUCUCUUGCCCAAUGUGUGUCCAAUGGCUGGGGUGCCCAUAACUGUGGUCAUCAGGAGGAUGCGGGUGUCUCAUGUGUUUCCUCAACGGUCCCAGAUCAAUUUCUGCUGUUUACCGACACCACUAACAAAGCCAUCUUCCGAAUGGACAUGAACUCACAUAGCUACGUCAAAAUUCCAUUACCGAGCCAUAACAAUCCUAUAGCUAUCGAUUAUGACUACAUCGGAGAAAGAAUUUACUGGACGGAUGUGGGCCGCAAACUUAUUCGCAGUGCUUCGCUGGAUGGGAUGAGCUCAAAGACCAUCCGAAUAUUACCAAACAAUUCAGUAGCAGAUGGCAUAGCAGUAGAUGCUGUAUCCCAGCUUCUGUUCUACACAGACACAGGAAGUGACAUCAUCGCUGUCAUGACGAUGGACGGUUCCUUCCAGUCCAUAAUCAUCAACCAAGGCUUGGAUGAGCCGAGAGCCAUUGUUGUGGAUCCUACCAACAUGAGAGUUUACUGGAGUGACUGGGGCAGACAAGCCAAGAUCGAGUACGCUAACUAUGAUGGAUCUAACAGACAAGUGAUUGUCAACACGAGGCUAACUUGGCCAAACGGAAUCGCUGUUGAUGCCAAAAACAACCUGAUAUACUGGGCGGAUGGCGGAACAAAUACAAUAGAAAAAGCCAGUCUUGAUGGUUCUAACAGACAGACAUUGCAUGCAGAUAAUUCAGCGCAUUAUUUCGGCAUUGCUUUGAGUGGUCAGACUCUGUACUAUACUGAUUGGCAACAUAGCACUAUAAUGACAGUACCAACAUCAGGCGGCGUAUCGAGCACUUUUGGCCCUCCUGGGUUCGGCAGACUGAAUGAUAUACAUGUACAUGUAAACGGAGCAAAUCCAACAGGAACGAAUGCAUGCACCAAUGGUAGAGGAGGGUGUAGCCACAUCUGUGUACCUAUGGCGAAUGGGAACAAGAAAUGCCUAUGUCCCACUGGUCUUAGUUUGCAGCAGGGAGGCGUCACAUGUGGAAGCUCGCGCACCUGCCCACCACUUCAGACCAUCACAGGCGGGUCAAUCAGCCCUUCAUCUUGUACAAGUGGACAACAGGCACCUGGACAACUAUGUACAGUUGCGUGUAACCAAGGUUACCGUUUCCCUGGCAACCCACAACUCACAUGUUUUGGAAAUGGAAUGUGGAGUAACUAUGGAUUAACUCCAACAUGCAGAGAUGUUACCCCACCCACCAUUCAGUGCCCAAGUGACGUCACAGUGACCGCAAGUCAAGGACAACAAAUGGCAACUGCUACAUGGAACGCUGUAACUGCCACGGAUAACUCUGGCACGUCCCCAACCCUUUUCCAAAGUAUGCAACCAGGAAUGACUUUACAAGAAGGCGUUUACAGCGUAAAUGCUAUGGCAACAGAUGGUGUAGGACUUAUUUCAACAUGUACUUUUAAAGUCACAGUGAAAGUAAACAGAUGCACCUCCAUCGCCGCUCCCCAGAAUGGAUUCAUCUUGUCGGGGAUGUGUCCGAAUCACUAUGGCUCCGUGUGUCAGAUAAGCUGUAACCCCGGCUACACCCUUUCUGGUCAAAACCCCAAUGGUCAAAUCACAUGUACGCUUGAUGCAAACCAGAAUCCUAAUUGGGAUAAUCCUACAAUGACUUGCCAACCGGUAACCUGUCAAGCCCUCCCUGCGCCUCAGAAUGGCAAGAUCUCUGGCUGCACAGCGCCGUACCAGUUUGGGUCUGUGUGCCAACAACAGUGUAACUCUGGUUUUUAUCGAGCGCAGGGCACAGACAGUAGAAUGUGCCUCAGAGACGGGACCUGGUCUGGCCUCGCUAUUGUUUGUGGAGCUGGUGUGGGUUCCAAUUCGGCCCUGACUGGCGGCAACUCUGGAAGUGGUGGAAGCAGUAGUGGUUCAAGCUACACGGGUGUUACUGCUGCUGUUGUUGCAGGGGUGGUGCUGAUAGUGCUGAUUCUUGGCGGCCUUUUCUUUUUCUUUAGACGCAUGCAAAUGCAGGCAAUGGCAGGGAGUGGGGGUAUCCAAAUGGACUCGAUGGCGACCUCGUCCAUGUCUCGAUCCAAUAGAAGAAGCACUGGUGCAGCGGGCUGGGAAAAUCCAAAUUAUGAAGCAGAAGCUUGAGAGGACUGUCAUUUAAGUUUAACUUAACGAAGGGAGUGUUUUAUAUGGCAAUGGGAUAUAUUUGAAGGUUUCUGUUAUGCAAUAUAUUUUACUUUGAAUUUAGACAUUGGAUUGCAUAUUGAUAUUUUAAGUAUUUAAGGUGUCUGUUAUGAAAUAUUCUUGACUUGGGAUAUAUAUUUGGGUAAUAUUGGAAUAUGAAUGUUUUAAGCUUUUUCGGUUAUUUUAGAUGUUUUUUUUCUUUUAAAUUUAAUAAUUCUUUUCAUGUUUUGAACUAUAUAAUUGACUUCCGGACGUGCAAUAUAUAUGUAUUAUUGCAUAUUAGCUAGCGCAGUUGAAUUUCAUCUGUACAUUUGUUAAACACAUGUAGAUCAUAUUUGAAUUGAGUGGGAAGAUCAAUUUUGGUUGGUUCUUGUACUGUUAGGACUGCAUAAUAUCAUCUGAAAUAAUAUACAUUACACAUGAGUAGUUAGGCCAAUAUAAAUUGAUUGCUAAAUUUUCAUCCUUUUUUUAAUUUGG